This is a messenger RNA of Suricata suricatta (meerkat), 1505 nucleotides long. It is a transcript of the gene CAMK1, whose product is annotated as calcium/calmodulin dependent protein kinase I. Gene Ontology annotation, molecular function: calcium/calmodulin-dependent protein kinase activity; calmodulin binding; ATP binding. The record is from RefSeq and is a predicted model, not a curated record. Bases 195 to 1307 code for a protein of 370 amino acids. The transcript is spliced from 12 exons. Gene Ontology annotation, cellular component: intracellular anatomical structure. NCBI's taxonomy places the organism in Eukaryota, Metazoa, Chordata, Mammalia, Carnivora, Herpestidae. Gene Ontology annotation, biological process: peptidyl-serine phosphorylation.
GGCGGGCGGAGGGAGCCAGCGGAGCCUGAGCCGAGCCUCAGCCUCAGCUAGAGAGCGGGCGGGCGGGCCAGGCGCGGAGCGGCGGCAGACAGAGGCCGGCAGCCAGAGCUCAGCGCCAGCCACUUCGGGCCUCCCAGCAGCCCCGCGGCGGGGCAGCCGCAGGAGCCCUGGCUGUGGCCAGAGGGCAGUGGGCCAUGCCGGGGGCAGUGGACCAUCCCAGCUGGAAGCAGGUGGAGGACAUUAGGGACAUUUACGACUUCCGUGAUGUUCUGGGAACGGGAGCCUUCUCAGAGGUAAUCCUGGCAGAAGACAGGAGAACUCACAAGCUGGUGGCCAUCAAAUGCAUCGCCAAGAAGGCUCUGGAAGGCAAGGAGGGCAGCAUGGAGAACGAGAUUGCUGUCCUGCACAAGAUCAAGCACCCCAACAUUGUAGCCCUGGAUGACAUCUAUGAGAGUGGGGGCCACCUCUACCUCAUCAUGCAGCUGGUAUCCGGUGGAGAGUUGUUUGAUCGCAUUGUGGAGAAGGGCUUCUACACGGAGCGGGAUGCCAGCCGCCUCAUCUUCCAGGUGCUGGAUGCCGUCAAGUAUCUGCACGACCUGGGCAUCGUACACCGAGAUCUCAAGCCAGAGAAUCUGCUGUACUACAGCCUGGAUGAAGACUCCAAGAUCAUGAUCUCUGACUUUGGCCUUUCCAAGAUGGAGGACCCUGGCAGUGUGCUCUCCACAGCCUGUGGGACCCCAGGAUAUGUGGCUCCUGAGGUCCUGGCCCAGAAGCCCUACAGCAAGGCAGUGGAUUGCUGGUCCAUUGGGGUCAUUGCCUACAUUCUGCUCUGCGGUUACCCCCCCUUCUAUGAUGAGAACGAUGCCAAACUCUUUGAACAGAUUUUGAAGGCCGAGUACGAAUUUGACUCUCCUUACUGGGACGACAUCUCUGACUCUGCCAAAGACUUCAUCCGGCACUUAAUGGAGAAGGAUCCAGAAAAGAGAUUCACCUGUGAGCAGGCCUUGCAGCACCCAUGGAUUGCAGGAGAUACGGCUCUAGAUAAGAAUAUUCACCAGUCGGUGAGCGAACAGAUCAAGAAGAACUUUGCCAAGAGCAAGUGGAAGCAAGCCUUCAAUGCCACGGCCGUGGUGCGACAUAUGAGGAAGCUACAACUGGGCACCAGCCAGGAAGGGCAGGGACCGACGGCGAGCCAUGGGGAGCUGCUGACACCAGCAGUUGGGGGACCAGCGUCUGGCUGCUGCUGUCGAGACGGCUGUGUGGAGCCCGGCCCAGAAAUGUCCACUCCUCUGCCCCCCCAGCUCUAGGGCCCCAGAUUCAGGGUCCAGGUCCUUUGUGUGGGAGGGCUUGGGGCAGCCUGCUCCCCUCCCCUCCUUGAAUUGGAGUUACCCGGCCCCACCGCCUCCCCACCCCUUUCCCUAUCACUCCUCCACUGCAUUUUCCAUACAAAUGACUCUAUUUUAUUGUUCUUUCUUGUAAUAAAGGGAAGAGAUAAAAACACAGUA